UAUAAACAAAGGAAAUUGGUUUCUCUGCCGUUCAUGAAUCAUGUCAAUCAUUCAGAUAAGAGCGUUGAAAAAUUAAAAGCCGUUCUGGUGAAAGAUGUCCGCUCUCUUGGCACAACACCUGUGAACCAUAAUGUCGUUUCCCCUGUCGCCCAAAAAUCUAGCCUUUUAUCUUCUUCAUAUCCUCAACGAAUAUCGCAUAAUCCUCCUUCAUGUUCAUCGAUGUCAUCAUCAUGUCCAACUUUUCUGUCCAUCACUUUACAUACCCCUAGCUUUAGCGUAAAAAAGUCUAAACGAAUCAAUCCAUCAUCAACUAGUGAAAAUAUUGGUUCUUCAAGUUGUUGCGCGUUUACUCAAGAUUUAUUUGCUAUAUGUGAAUAUUUUAAUAGUUCUCCAAGU
This is a messenger RNA of Racocetra persica, 396 nucleotides long. The record is from the annotation of a GenBank genome assembly. Lineage: Eukaryota; Fungi; Glomeromycota; Glomeromycetes; Diversisporales; Gigasporaceae.